Messenger RNA from Salmo salar (Atlantic salmon), 3799 nucleotides. Its product is annotated as sodium/calcium exchanger 1. The record is from RefSeq and is a predicted model, not a curated record. Gene Ontology annotation, molecular function: calcium:sodium antiporter activity. Gene Ontology annotation, cellular component: axon; postsynapse; sarcolemma. NCBI's taxonomy places the organism in Eukaryota, Metazoa, Chordata, Actinopteri, Salmoniformes, Salmonidae. Gene Ontology annotation, biological process: cell communication; sodium ion transmembrane transport; calcium ion import across plasma membrane.
UUUGCUCUUUCUUAUUAAAUCGAUGUGGGUAGAAUAAUGCCCGAGCGGUAGAGCUGUGGGAAAAAGUGUAAUCCGGGAGUUGUCCGCCUCCACAGAAGCAGUCCGCGUUCUAAACGCACUUUGGACUCGGUCUCUGUGCAUGGAGCUCUGUUGCUGUCCACACUUCGAAUAGGAUAGGAAAGAGGUUGAGUGAGAGAAGGUGAGUGAAAGCGAGAGAGAGGGGGGGAAAUAAUCAGGAAGAAGUCUCAGUGCACCUUUUAGUUCUCCGAUAUGCAGAUUUGCUGAUAAAACAUCAGUUAUCUGUUCAUCACAUACAGGUCGUGGAAAACUGCGAGUGCAUGGGAAUCUUUAACUCGUUUUUUCUUCACCGGGGUAUCUCGCCUUGAUUUCGUAUAAAACCCAGCACGAAUGUGAGCUGUAAUACUAGGCUACUGACGGCUCUAGCGGCUCCUUAUUGGCAUUUUCACGUCUAGGCUACUUCAACUACUAUUGCUGACUUCUGCCUGUGGAUCUUACCGUUAUAUAUUGUGAAAGGUUUAGGAAGCAGAGGAAGCUUACCACUCCAGAAUCAUGGGACACUUUCAGCUCUCCCCCAUGCUCUCCCUUGGCCUUCGGCUUGUGGUUGUCGUAGCAAUCAUGUUUCUCAAAUUUCAACAUGUGACGGCUAUGUCCUCGGACGUGGACCAGUUUGUGUCUCCAACUGCCAGCGGCAAUGUUACUGUGUGCACCACAGCAGGCACAGCAUGCGAAAAAGGGGUGAUUCUGCCUAUCUGGGAACCUCAGAAUCCCUCGUUUGGGGACAAAGUGGCACGGGCGACAGUCUAUUUCGUGGCCCUGGUGUACAUGUUCCUGGGUGUGUCCAUCAUCGCUGACCGUUUCAUGGCGUCCAUCGAGGUCAUCACCUCUCAGGAGAAAGAGAUCACCAUCAAGAGACCCAACGGAGAGACUACCACCACCACCGUGCGGAUCUGGAACGAGACAGUGUCCAAUCUCACGCUCAUGGCCCUGGGUUCGAGUGCCCCUGAGAUCCUACUGUCCGUGAUUGAGGUUUGCGGCCACGGUUUUGAUGCAGGAGCCUUGGGUCCUAGCACCAUUGUGGGCAGCGCCGCCUUCAACAUGUUUGUCAUCAUUGGCAUCUGUGUGUACGUGGUGCCCGACGGGGAGGUCCGUAAGGUCAAGCACCUGCGUGUCUUCUUCGUCACAGCCACCUGGAGCAUCUUCGCCUACAUCUGGCUCUACCUGAUCCUGGCUGUCAUCUCCCCUGGCAUAGUGCAGGUGUGGGAGGGCCUGCUCACCCUCUUCUUCUUCCCCAUCUGCGUGUUGUUCGCCUGGGUUGCUGACCGACGCCUGCUCUUCUACAAGUACGUCUACAAGCGCUACCGUACCGGCAAGCAGCGGGGCAUGAUCAUUGAAACCGAGGGUGACCGCCCGCUCCCGUCCAAAGUCGACAUUGAGAUGGACGGAAAGAUGCUCAACUCUCACGCGGCGGACUUCCUGGACGGGCCUCUGGGGCUGGAGCAGAACGUGAAGGACCUGGAUGAGGAGGAGACCCGGCGCGACAUGGCCAAGAUCCUCAAGGAGCUGAAGCAGAAGCACCCAGACAAGGAGAUGGAGCAGCUGAUUGAACUGGCCAACUACCAGGUUUUGAGUUCGCAGCAGAAGAGCAGGGCCUUCUACCGCUGCCAGGCCACCAGGCUCAUGACCGGCGCUGGGAACAUCCUGAAGAAGCAUGCGGCCGACCAGGCCCGCAAGGCCGUCAGCUUGCAGGAGGUUCGCUCCGAUGUGGCCGAAAACGACCCCAUUUCUAAGAUCUACUUUGACCCCGGCUCCUACCAGUGCCUUGAGAACUGCGGCACAGUGGCAGUUAAUGUGCUACGGCGAGGUGGUGACCUGACCAAGACAGUGUCCGUGGAGUUCCGUACGGAGGAUGGAUCAGCCAACGCGGGCUCGGACUACGAGUUCACCGAGGGGGUGGUGGUGUUCAAGCCCGGCGAGACCCAGAAGGAGAUCCGUGUGGGCAUCAUUGAUGAUGACAUCUUUGAGGAGGACGAGAACUUCCUGAUCCACCUGAGCAACGUCAAAGUGCUGCUGGCAGAGGGGGAGGAGGUAGAGAACCCAGAGACCAAUCACGUGGAGGCGGUGGCCUGUCUCGGCCUGCCUGCCACGGCAACUGUGACCAUCUUUGACGACGACCAUGCCGGCAUCUUCAUGUUCGAGGAGCCGGUGGCACACGUGAGUGAGAGUGUGGGCACCAUGGAGGUGAAGGUGCUGCGUACGUCAGGGGCACGUGGGGUCGUCAUGGUGCCCUACAAGACUGUGGAGGGCACGGCACGCGGAGGAGGAGAGGAUUUCGAAGAUACCCACGGGGUCCUGGAGUUCCAGAACGAUGAAAUCUUCAAAAUGAUCAAGGUCAGAAUCGUUGACGACGAGGAGUAUGAGAAAAACAAGACCUUCUACUUGGAGAUGGGAGAGCCUCGCCUGAUGGAGACCAAUGACAGUAAAGCUACAGAGGUGGCUGUGAAGGAGGUGGAAGAGGAGACGCCACUGACAGAAGUGGAUGAUGAGGACCAACGCAUCGCUGAUAUGGGCCGACCCACGCUGGGGGACCACGUCAAACUUGAAAUCAUCAUUGAGGAAUCCUACGAGUUUAAGAACACUGUGGACAAGCUGAUUAAGAAGACAAACCUGGCCCUGCUGGUGGGGACUAACAGCUGGAGAGACCAGUUCAUCGAGGCCAUCACUGUCAGUGCCGGUGAGGAUGACGAGGAUGAAGAAUGCGGCGAGGAGAAGCUGCCGUCCUGCUUCGACUACGUCAUGCACUUCCUCACCGUCUUCUGGAAGGUUCUGUUUGCGUUCGUGCCCCCGACAGACUACUGGAACGGCUGGGCCUGCUUCGUGGUGUCCAUCUGCAUGAUCGGCCUGCUCACAGCCUUCAUCGGGGACCUGGCCUCCCACUUCGGCUGCACCGUGGGCCUCAAGGACUCUGUCACCGCCGUGGUGUUCGUUGCCCUGGGGACCUCUGUGCCAGACACCUUUGCCAGUAAGGUGGCAGCCAUCCAGGACCAGUAUGCUGACGCAUCCAUCGGCAACGUGACGGGCAGCAACGCGGUCAAUGUGUUCCUGGGCAUCGGCGUGGCCUGGUCCAUGGCUGCCAUCUACCACAACUCCAAGGGCAACGACUUCAAGGUAGACCCGGGGAGCCUGGCCUUCUCCGUCACUCUCUUCACCAUCUUCGCCUUCAUCUGCGUGGGGGUGCUGAUGUACCGGAGGCGACCUUCGAUCGGCGGCGAGCUGGGAGGUCCGCGGACUCCCAAGAUACUGACCACCAUGCUGUUUGUCAGCCUGUGGCUGCUGUACAUUCUGUUCUCCUCGCUGGAGGCCUACUGCCACUUCAAGGCCUUCUAAACAGCAUCAGACUUAAGAAGGCCCAAGAAGAGCUAACCAGAGACAAGAAGGAGGUAACAGCAGUAGUGAAAAACAUUUUCCUCUUGUCAUUAAUAACCCCCCUUUCCCCCAUCCCCCUUUUAAGAAGUGAAAGAUCUGCCCCCCCUCCUCUGUCCCCAUGGUCUAGUGCUUAGUGGAUGAAACUGGUUGUUCAUGCGAGGAGAGGCCUGUCAAGGCUAGGAUAGACAUCCCUCUGAAGUCUGUAGAAUGGCAGUUGUGUGUGUGUGUGUGUGUUCGUGGGAGUGUGUGCGCGCGGGUGCGUGUGUGUUUGUGGGAGCGUGUGCGCGUGUGUGUUUGUGAGUGCGUGUGGGUGCGUGGGCGUGUGUGUGUUUGUGAGUGCGUGUACGUGUGCGUU